Molecule: messenger RNA, 1665 nt
Organism: Oppia nitens
Lineage: Eukaryota; Metazoa; Arthropoda; Arachnida; Sarcoptiformes; Oppiidae
Product: glutamate-gated chloride channel-like
Exons: 8
Coding region: 85-1665 (526 amino acids)
Biological process (GO): chemical synaptic transmission; chloride transmembrane transport; signal transduction
Cellular component (GO): synapse; membrane; neuron projection
Molecular function (GO): chloride channel activity; neurotransmitter receptor activity; extracellular ligand-gated monoatomic ion channel activity
Source: RefSeq, a predicted model, not a curated record
GCUGUACUUAUAAUUCUCAACUGGUUUACUGGUGCCCUAACAUUGCAUUGUGGCCUAUAAUUGGAUUUCAUUGCCAUUAAUAUAAUGAAUUUGAAUUCAUUCACUGCAUUCAUAAUUACCAUAACAUUUUCAUUAUAUAUAGCUCUACCAGAAGUUUUAAUGUUAGAAAUAGGAAGAUAUAUGAAUCAUACGGACAAACAAAUAUUGGAUCACUUAUUAGAUCCAAUAAGAUAUGAUCACCGAACGAGACCAGCAGUGAAGACAGUGGUAAAUGUAAGCGUUUUGUUGUUGACAUUGUCCUCUCCGGAUGAGUCGAGUGUGACCUACGAAAUAGGAUUUAUUAUGCUUCAGAUGUGGGACGACCCUAGAGUUGGUUUCGAAGACGGAGGCAAACAUAAGUACUUGAAUGCACUGAUGCACGCAAACAUGCUAUGGAUGCCGGAUACAUAUUUUAUAAAACACGGGGAAUUCAAAUACCCGUUGGAUCGUUUUGAUCCCAUCCAUAUCGCGCUUAAGAUAUAUCCAAACGGAACUGUUAUCUACACCACUAGACGUAAUAUGAUAUUGACAUGUGAGGGAAAUCUUAAGAUAUUUCCAUUUGAUAGUCCAAAAUGUUUUUUUGCUAUAGAAAGUAUAUCUCAUGAAAGCGAACAAUUGGAGUUACGUUGGGAUACAAAAGUGUCGAUAAAAGCCGCCGAUUCUAUAAAGACAAUGAAUGCAUAUAUGAUGAGAAAUGAGACCCAUAUAUGCAAUAAUAGGCACACCUGGAGAAGUGAAUACAGUUGUCUCAGUGUUUUAUUGGUCUUUUCGAGAGACAAAUCAUUUUAUUUCAGUACAGUGUUUGUUCCGGGAAUGGUAUUAGUGACCAGUUCUUUCAUUAGCUUUUGGCUGGACGUCAAUGCAGUGCCGGCCCGAGUCAUGAUAGCCGUGACAACAAUGUUGAACUUCUGUACCACAACUAACAGCUUUCGGUCGAAAUUGCCGGUCGUCUCAGAUCUGACAGCUAUGAACUUAUGGGACUUUGUUUGCAUGUUUUUCAUCUAUGCCUCAAUGAUUGAGUUCAUUAUUGUUAAUUAUUUACAUCGAAAACUUCCUCAUCCCAGCCGACCUAACUCUGGUGAUAGACAGAGCACGGGUGGUAUGAGUGACUAUCACCACAGUUUCCGACAUCAGCCAAACAGUCGAAAACUGGUUGAUUCCGGUCUUUUCCAAUCAGAUCACAUUCAGAUCACACAAAAUAAAGAAGAAAUUGAAUUAAAAGCACCUCUUGUUGAAGGCGAAGAUCCUUCGGUGCCACCACUGAUCAAUCAAAGCAAUCAUAGACAACAACGACCUAAUAGGAACCGAUCUUUUAGUGAUAUUAAUCAGUUACACUCACCAUUCAGAGCACCGGCUUCUGGUAGUACUUCAUUUCAUGAAGACGAGAGACUGAGAGCAACGGCUUCAGUGUUUGCUUGGCUUCGAAGACCACAAAUACUUCGGUCGACAGAACUGACUUCAAGAGCACGAAUGGCCCGAUCUAUAGAUCACAUAUCAAAAACAGUGUUCACUCUUCUGUUCGGUCUCUUCUCAUUCUUUUAUUUUCUAACCUAUGCUGUCAUAAAACCGGCGCAAUUGGAUGAUUGGAUUGAAAAUGAGUUUGAAUUGCCAUCAAAGACUAACUAA